Messenger RNA from Nematolebias whitei (Rio pearlfish), 1177 nucleotides. RefSeq names its product corticotropin releasing hormone binding protein (gene crhbp). The record is from RefSeq and is a predicted model, not a curated record. The transcript has 7 exons. Gene Ontology annotation, molecular function: corticotropin-releasing hormone binding. Gene Ontology annotation, biological process: negative regulation of corticotropin-releasing hormone receptor activity; hormone-mediated signaling pathway; negative regulation of corticotropin secretion. Lineage: Eukaryota; Metazoa; Chordata; Actinopteri; Cyprinodontiformes; Rivulidae. Bases 1 to 975 code for a protein of 324 amino acids.
AUGCAGCUCAGCAUGUCUCUGCGCACUCAGCUGCUUCUCUGUCUCAUCUCUCUGUCAACAAGGACCGGGCUCACUCGAUACAUCGAGGAAAACGAUGCUUCAGGUGGAUUAUAUUCUCUGCUCACUUUGGCCCAGAAAAGAGAAUCCGAGGAUUUUAUUUUCCGUCGACCUCUCAGAUGCUUGGACAUGCUGGCCACGGACGGAUACUUCACUUUUGUAGCGUCCCGGCCACAGCUGGCCUGUGCUGCGUUCGUCAUCGCAGAGCCCGGCGAAGUCAUCAGUUUGGAGCUGUCUGACGUCAGCAUCGACUGCAGCGCUGGGGACUUCAUAAAGAUUUUUGACGGCUGGGUUCUAAAGGGAGAGAAGUUCCCCAGCAGCUAUGAUCACCCUCUUCUUCCGCACGAGCGCUACACAGACUACUGCUCCUCCACAGCAAAGACGGUCGCCUCCCGGUCUUCUCAAAAUGUUGCCAUGAUCUUCUUUCGCAUCCACAGCCCUGACAGCGGCUUCAGCCUCACAUUCAAAAAGCUGCACAAUCCUUUGCCCUGUAACAUCAUGUCUCAGAGUCCAGAGGGCAGCUUCACCAUGGUGAUCCCACAUCAGCGCAUGAACUGCAGCUUCUCCAUCAUCUACCCGGUGGAGAUCCGACUGACAGAUCUCAGCUUGGGCGAGUCGACAACCAACGAGAUCCGCCCACCGAAACAGAUGUGGUCGGGCUGUUCGGGCUCUGGUGACUACGUGGAGCUGCUGGGAGGGAACGGGGUGGACACCUCGAAGAUGUUUCCUGUAGCUGACCUCUGUUAUUCAUCCGGUGGUCUCGCCCAGAUGAAAAUUGGAUGUGACAACUCGGUGGUGAGGCUGGUGUCCAGUGGGAACUACAUUAACCGUGUUACCUUCCAAUACCGGCUACUGGAUCAAAAUGAGCUUCCCAAAACCCGAGAAAAUACCUUGAAUAAUUUCUGUGCUGUGGAGUGAACACCACACACACACACACACACACACACGCACACACACAUAGCAGCACCAUCAGACACACACUUCUGAACCUUCACAGGGACAAUCUCACAAUCACACGCAUUCCUUUAAAACACAGAGUAGAUUGUUUGCACAAAAAUGCUUUAAUUUGUGAUGUUAACGUUGGUGUUUAUUUUUGAAAUAAUGUCCUUAUCCUAAAAUA